AUGGGUCCCCGCCAUGAUGGGCUGGAGGCAGUACGCUGCUCAUCCUGGACUCUCCGUUCGAGGGAGGAAAUCCGACAGCCAGACGAUUUCGGAGGAAGAGAACGAGAGGAGAGAGAGUUCAUUUUCAUCAACGUGAAGGAAGUGAGCGGAUGGAUCAUUCUUUCAGUGUGCUACUUGGAGGAAUUUUUGCUACUUUUGUUCCACAUGGUCGAGCAGAAGGUGACCAAAGGACGGCAGGAACCCAAAAAGAAGGACAACAGGAACCACAGGAAGAAGAACAGGCCGCAGGAAGAAGGACCACAGGAACCACAGGAAGAAAGGACUACAGGAACCACUGGAAGAAGGCCACAGGAACCAGUUCAUUCAUUUGACUUCUACUACCAGUCCGAAGAGCCACAGGAAGAGUUCAGUGUAAGGCAAUUUGUGCAGAAGUAUCGCCCGAUGAAGAUGAUGUUCAACGUGCAGCAAGGGCAGUCAAUAUGUAUUUCCGUGAUAACCAGAGGAUUCAGCGACAGGCAGUGGUGA
This is a messenger RNA of Symbiodinium natans, 525 nucleotides long. The record is from the annotation of a GenBank genome assembly. Lineage: Eukaryota; Dinophyceae; Suessiales; Symbiodiniaceae.